ACGAAAUUACUUUUAUCAUUUCCAAAAAGAGGGACGGCCAUUCUUAGGAGAAGGAAGAAACAGCAGUUGUUUUGAAGACUCGAUGCUAUUCUUCUCGUUUUUCAAAACCUUUAUCGGCAAAACAGUGACUGUAGAACUCAAAAAUGACGUAAUUAUUCGAGGCAAGGUACACUCGGUCGAUCAGUAUCUGAAUAUAAAGUUGGAAGAUAUUGAAAUACUCAACGUCGAAACUUGUCCGCAGUUGGUAGGUUUCUUUUUGGGUUUACUUUUUGAGGGUAACGGAAAGUUCUUUAUAGAUGACUUUGAAGAAUUCUUUUAUCAGAGGCAGUGUAAUUAGGUAUAUUCAAGUGUACGCUAUUGACGUAGACUGCGAAA
This is a messenger RNA of Galdieria sulphuraria, 375 nucleotides long. RefSeq names its product U6 snRNA-associated Sm-like protein LSm2. The coding region runs from base 83 to 337 and encodes 84 amino acids. The record is from RefSeq and is a predicted model, not a curated record. The transcript has a single exon. Gene Ontology annotation, cellular component: U6 snRNP; Lsm1-7-Pat1 complex; P-body. Gene Ontology annotation, molecular function: RNA binding. Gene Ontology annotation, biological process: mRNA splicing, via spliceosome. Lineage: Eukaryota; Rhodophyta; Bangiophyceae; Galdieriales; Galdieriaceae.